AUGUCACCGGCCGUAACGCGCGCGACAGCAGCCAGCGCGCAUCAAUCUCAACCGCUCACCAGCGACGAUCAGACUUCGGCAGCCGCAGCUAGAGAGCCAUUCGUGCCCAAGCGCAAGCCUUCAAAGCCAGCCCCGUACGCCUACCUCGUGACCGAAGCCAGCAACAGCGUAGACUCGCUUCCCAUCCGGGACUCCAGCACCAAACCCGGCGGACUGGGAGCGAACUUUGUCGUUCCGGCCCGACCCGCAUCGGCACUCGAGACCGCUUCGUACACAGCACCGUUCAGUCCGGCUCAUCAGCAACCCACUCGGACCCCGCAGGUCUCGCAUCCCGCCGCUGCUCGGACGCUUCGAUCCGCAUCCCGUAAUCUCGCUCCAAUCGAAACACACACGGCCACCGCCAGCGCACCCGUCUCGGCAGCUGCAACGCCUCGUCUCAAGGCCGAGCCCGCUUUCUCGAGAAACCCUUUCGCACUCGAGGAACCCGCAUCGAGGCCGAGAUCGCUCACACCGUCGGUCAUGGCAGGACGAUCUGCUGCGGCUCAGCCAGCUGCGCCCUCCACACCCCGAAUCAAGGCAGCCGUGUCGGCCGAUGUGGCGGCUCGCAUCCGCUCGCCACGAAAGCACGCCUCCGUCUCGGCGCUCAGAGCAACUGCGGCGUCCGAACAGCGUCAACCCAUCUCGUCGCGCUCGGCUCUGGCUCAGGCGCAGACACAGCUGACAAUAGAUGCUGAGAGCCUCGCAGAGGCCUACGCCCACUCGUCAUCCACCUGGCAGACCAGCGGCGAUACGAGCAACGACGGCGAGCACGCAGGAGACUCUUCGUUCGUCUAUGAUGCGGAUGCCGAUGCGCCUGCCGAGGCAGGUGGGCAGGAGACCGUCCAGGUACAUGUGCGACUGCGGCCGCCAAAGCGCGGCGAGGAAUGCGCGUGGGUCGCCAAUCCCUACUCGGGCACCGUCGCACUCGAAGCAUCGAUCGCAAGCGGACGCACGCAGAGCGCCAACCUCGGGCCAUUCACAUUCGACGGCAUCCAGACCGGCUCUGCCAAUCGUCCCGUAUACAUCUCGGUUGCGCGACCGCUGGUUCGUGCGGCGCUGGACGGCUACGACGCGGUAGUCUUUGCCUACGGUCAGACCGCGUCCGGCAAGACCUUCACGCUUUCGGGCGACGAACGGGGCCAGGAGGCGGGCAUCAUCCCGCGCGCGGUGCGCGACAUCUUCCGCGGCAUCCAGCAGAGCUCGGCGCGGCGCGAGUACCUGCUGCGCGCGAGCUAUCUCGAGAUCUGGAACGAGGUGGUCAAAGACCUUCUCGAACCGAGCAAUGUGCCGCAGGUGCGCGACGACAAGCGCCGUCGCGGCGGCAAGGGCACCACCGUGCAGCCGCUGCGCGAGGAGAUCGUGACGAGCCCGGCGCAGGUGCGCGAGCUGCUCGCGCGCGGCCAGGCGAACCGCCACGUGGGCGCGACCGACUGGAACGAACGCAGCUCGCGCUCGCACACGUGCUUCAAGAUGACCAUCGAGUCGUGGGAGCGCGACACGGCCUCGUCGCCCGCGCCCGGCGAGGGCGCAAGCAAGCUCGGCAAAAAGGUGACCGUGUCCGAGCUGUGUCUGAUCGACCUGGCGGGUUCGGAGAAGUACGUAUCGCAAGGCUCGGAUCGGCGCGCCGAGGGUGCGCACAUCAACAAGUCGCUCCUCACGCUCGGCAAGGUCAUUUAUGCGCUCUCAGAAAAGGGCACCACCGCCGCCGCGGCGGGCACGCACAUUCCGUACCGCGACUCGAAGCUCACGCGCAUCCUGCAGAACUCGCUCUCGGGCAAUGCGCGUGUGGCGGUGGUGUGCACCAUCAACCCGAAUCCGAGCGCGGUCGACGAGAGCCUCUCGACGCUCAACUUUGCCAAGCGCAUCAAGAAGGUCGGUCUGCACGCGCGUCGCAACGAGGUGGAUGGCAGCAUGGGCGGGCUGGGCGCCGAGGCGCAGGCGCUCAUCCUGCGCUACCAGACCGAAGCCGAUGCGCUGCGCAAGAUGGUGCAGGAGCUCGAGAGGCAGGGCGCCGCACAGGUGCAGGAGGUGGCCGCCGUCGACGACGAGCGCAUCCGCGAACUCCAGGAGCGACUCGACGUGAUUGGCUCGCUCGUCGUGCGUGGCGGGCGUGCACACGAUGGCGAGCCCAGCACCAUCGGCACCGACUCGGGCGAUGAGCAAGACGACGAGCCCGGCCAGCUGCGCACGCCGUCCGGAAGCUCGACGCUCUCGACUGCUCGCUCAGCAGGCCUGUCCACGCCGGCAACGUCGCGCAGCGCAUCGCAAUCGUCGUGCACUACUGCGGGUGCCUCCGCGUACGCGCGGCCCGUCUCGCCCGUCAAGCGCUCGUCGGCGGUAGUGGCGAGCUACGUAUUUGGUUUUGACGAUCCGCCGCACAUCCUGGCCGAGAAGCUCUUCCUGGCGAACCGCAAGAUCGAAGCUCUCUCGCGCAAGCUCGCCUCGCGGCCAUCUUUGCCGUCGUCGUCCGAGGCGCAGGUGGAGCUAGUGGCUCGGCAGCAGCAGCAGAUUCGGGAGCUGGAGGCCGUGUGCGAAGCGCAGGCGCAGGAUGCCCCGCCCAAGAUCCGCGAAGAUGUGGAGCGCGAGUUCGCCGCGCGUCUGGCCGAGCUCGAGCGCAAGCUCGAGGAGAAGGACAGUUUCAUCGCCGAGAUUCAGGCCGAGAGCGAUCGGCUGCGCAGGGCGAAUGCGCAGCUGAUGGAGCUGGCGCACCAGCAGACGCGCGACAUGGUCGAGAACCUCGCCAGCCCCCAGCGCAAGCCAUCGCCCCUCAAGACGGCCGAUACCAAUGCACGUCGCCGUCCACUCGACAGCCCGACCAAAUCGCGACCGAGACCCAUGAGCCUGUUCAAUCCCACGUCGAGCGAGCUUGCGGGUGCGUUCGCCGUCGACACCGAGACGAAAAAGUCGACGCCGCCCGCAGCACACAACCGCCGCUCCAUCAGCAACGACUACACACUGCUCAAGCUCGGCACCCAGCAUAUCGAGCACGAGAUCGACCAGCGCUCCGCCACCAUCCCGGCCUCCGAGACUUUUGCUGCGCUUCCCGGCCAAUCGCUCGCCGCACUGGUCAAGGCGUCCGUGGGGCCUACCAUCGAGGAGUGA
Moesziomyces antarcticus is the source of this 3141-nucleotide messenger RNA. RefSeq names its product kinesin-domain-containing protein. The record is from RefSeq and is a predicted model, not a curated record. Gene Ontology annotation, biological process: microtubule-based movement. Gene Ontology annotation, molecular function: microtubule binding; microtubule motor activity; ATP binding. The transcript has a single exon. NCBI's taxonomy places the organism in Eukaryota, Fungi, Basidiomycota, Ustilaginomycetes, Ustilaginales, Ustilaginaceae. Bases 1 to 3141 code for a protein of 1046 amino acids.